Trematosphaeria pertusa is the source of this 1311-nucleotide messenger RNA. RefSeq lists its product as uncharacterized. The transcript has 4 exons. Lineage: Eukaryota; Fungi; Ascomycota; Dothideomycetes; Pleosporales; Trematosphaeriaceae. The record is from RefSeq and is a predicted model, not a curated record. The coding region runs from base 1 to 1311 and encodes 436 amino acids.
AUGGAACUACAAGGAAAUUCGAACGCCGCUAUCGCCACCCUAACGCUCUAUAUGCCAGGCGAAACGGAGAACGUCCUCUCCAUGGAGAAGUUCGACGGCAUGCUCGCUUCCGUCGAGUGCAAGAACGACAGCAUCGCCAUGACCUUUGAAGACGAUGCGACUUUCGCCUACGCACAGCGCGUGUGGGAUUGGGUCAACGGCGCAGACAACCACAGCUUUGUGAUGGUGGCCGGCCCAGGAGACUGCGGCAACAACACCAACAGGAUGCCUUUCGUCAUCACGGCGCUUCAGUACGACGAAGCAGCCAACAAGGCUACUCUUGCAGCAACCCAGAGUGAUUGGAUCACUGUUUCCCACAGUUACGAUCUUGUUGUCGGCUCUGUCGCGCAAACACCCGGAGACCUUCGGGCACGAGACAUAUCGAAGACUUCGUCCAUCGACUUCAACCACGACCUCACAGGCUCGUUCGCCCUCGGCAUCGGCAACCUUGAAGCCCGCGUCGCAUGCCUGAACUGUAGCACCGCGGGUCAGUUCGACAUGGAAUUCAAGAUCUCUCAAAAGUUCUUCGUCCCAACCGGAGCAUCUAUGAAAUUCUCCCCCAAGGGCGUCUCCGCUAUCGCGCAACUCAAACUCUCGGGUAGUGGAACCAUUACCGACUCUCUUACUAAGACCUUCGACAUCCUCUCCAUCCCCAUCAGCGGCAUCAAGAUCCCCGGCGUGCUGGAUCUUGGGCCUUUUUUGACGAUUGCUAUUGGCGCGGAGCUGUCGGCGAUUAGUCUUACCGCGGGCGUGACUUCGGGAGCUACGGGAGCGCUGAGCGAUGACGCGAUUGUGGAGAUGAAUCUGCUGGACCCGACGGAAAAUAAGUUCUCUGGAUGGAUGCCCACGAUUGAUAUCCUGGACGUCACGGUUGAUGCGUCGAUCAGCGGAGGCGUUGCAGUAUUUCUGCAGCCGAGUCUGGAAUUGAAGGCUGAAGCGCUUGGCAAGGGCUUCGAGAUCGGUCUGAACAUGAAGAUUCCCAACAUCAAUGCUAAGCUCACAGCGAUCGCAUCCCAAUCCGGCGCUUGUCCCAAAUCGGACCCUAAGACGACGCUCGGUGUAAAGAUCGGCACGAACAUUGGCGCUGCUCUCAACAUCAAGGCUCUAAAGAGUGGUGACGAGUCGGACCCACUGUUCACGUUACAACUCGCGGCUCUCGACAAGCCCAUCGCAGAGGUCUGCUUCCCCUUCGGACCUGAGGUCGGCAGUGGCAAUUUGACGGCGAGGUGGAUAGGCCAUCCUCAUAAACGCCUGCCCGCUCCCUUGUACUGA